AUGCCACCGCCCGUGGGCAGAUACGGGCCAUCCGCCUUGAAUGCGCCAUUCGCCCACCUCCAGCAAGCCCAUCAGUUACAACAACAGCAGACACAACACCAUGCCGCUCACACACAAUCCGUCAACCCUGGACUUCCCCCUCCUUCUUUAGGUCACCCUGGCUUCGCCGCAGCCAGUUCAAACUCGAACUUGAAUCCAUUUGGACUUGCUACAUCGGCAGUGACAAAUGGCGUGUCAAUGGGCGGGUUUGGCGGCGCUGGUGACGCCGGCAACGGCACUGGGCUUGCUAGCCAUGCAGCACAGAUGGGGUUUGUUCGGGGAGCACAAAUGCAGCAGCAACAGCAGCUGCAUCAGACACAAGAUGGCCGAUUAGUUUUAGAAGGGAAAGCCGGGUCGAUCAAAUCGAGAAUACGCGAUGUCUGGAAGCAUAACCUGGCUCAAGAAAUGGCUACGUUGAGGCAGUUGGUGGACCGAUAUCCGUACAUCAGCAUGGACACCGAGUUUCCAGGUAUCGUUGCACGACCGAUGGGAGCUUUCACCACAAAAGCCGACUACCACUACCAAACUCUCCGCUGUAACGUCGAUCUUCUUAAAAUGAUCCAACUGGGCAUCACGCUAUUCUCAUCAGAGGGCGAACUCCCACCGGCGACUUCACUAGACGCGAAUGGACAAGGGUAUGCAAACAAUUACGGCCCGGCGCCGUGCACAUGGCAAUUUAAUUUCCGGUUUUCCUUAGAAGAGGACAUGUAUGCCCAAGACUCAACAAGCAUGCUGGCCAAGGCUGGGAUCGACUUUUCAAUGCACGAGAAGAACGGCAUUGAUCCUUUUGAAUUCGGUUCGCUACUGAUGAGUUCUGGUCUGGUGUUGCUGGAUGAUGUACAUUGGAUAUCAUUCCAUUCUGGCUACGAUUUUGGCUACCUGAUGAAGAUCAUGCUUUGCAAAGCUUUGCCGGAUGACGAAGAGGAGUUUCACAAGCUUCUGAAUAUCUUCUUCCCAUCGUUAUACGACAUCAAAUACCUCAUGAAACACGCUGGACGGAACCAAGCUGUCAAUGAUUCCCCACUGACACCCGCGGCGCUCCAGAUCAUCAAUAACCUGGGUCAAAAAUCAGGUCUGCAAGAUAUUGCCGACGAGCUUGGUGUCAAACGAGUUGGAAUCGCCCACCAGGCCGGCUCUGAUUCUUUGGUGACGGGUGAGAUUUACUGGAAAAUGCGCCAGGUCGUUUUCAAUGGGGCAAUAGAUGAGAGCAAGUACUCGGGCCAAGUCUGGGGCUUGAAUGGACAGCUACCUGCGAUGGCAUACUAUGGAAAUCAAGCACAACAGACACCAAAUCUGAACGGCGCAACCAUCUAUUCUCAUACAGGAACACCUAGCACCCCGAACAACGCAUCGACCGCAAACACCUCGCAUACGCCUCAACAAAGUCAGCUAGGAGUGGGAUCGUUGGCUUCCGGAGGCGGCGGAGGCGUCUUUGGGGCAUUUCAAAUGGGCAAGUCAUGA
Messenger RNA from Talaromyces rugulosus, 1500 nucleotides. RefSeq lists its product as uncharacterized. The transcript is spliced from 2 exons. Bases 1 to 1500 code for a protein of 499 amino acids. Gene Ontology annotation, cellular component: CCR4-NOT core complex; P-body; CCR4-NOT complex. The record is from RefSeq and is a predicted model, not a curated record. NCBI's taxonomy places the organism in Eukaryota, Fungi, Ascomycota, Eurotiomycetes, Eurotiales, Trichocomaceae. Gene Ontology annotation, molecular function: nucleic acid binding; poly(A)-specific ribonuclease activity.